Ostreococcus lucimarinus CCE9901 is the source of this 351-nucleotide messenger RNA. RefSeq lists its product with no specific name. NCBI's taxonomy places the organism in Eukaryota, Viridiplantae, Chlorophyta, Mamiellophyceae, Mamiellales, Bathycoccaceae. The transcript has a single exon. The record is from RefSeq and is a predicted model, not a curated record. Bases 1 to 351 code for a protein of 116 amino acids.
AUGUCUGGGGAAGAGUUGCGGAAUAUGGUACUCAAGCGCUACGGCCGCCUGUACGACGCGCGAAUUUGUCAGCGAAGAGAUCGUUUCAAUAAGCUCCAGAUUUAUUUACAGAUUAUGUGGAAGUUUUUGGGCCAAAAGAGCUUCCCGUUGAGCGAGGAGGAGUACAUCGAACAGACGGAUGCGGUGGCAGAGUUGUUGAGCGAAUGGAACGUUGGCGACGUCGUUCGGGAGAAUUUGCCGAAGAAUCCCAAGACGCCAAAAAUGGAUACAACUGGCGCAAACGCGGUGAUGAUACCGCUCGGGUUGGAGGAUCUCGAGAAUGGAGUGCCGGGAAUGCGCAACGACGAAUGA